Neurospora tetraspora is the source of this 1411-nucleotide messenger RNA. Its product is annotated as SWIB/MDM2 domain-containing protein. NCBI's taxonomy places the organism in Eukaryota, Fungi, Ascomycota, Sordariomycetes, Sordariales, Sordariaceae. Gene Ontology annotation, cellular component: nucleus; RNA polymerase I upstream activating factor complex. Gene Ontology annotation, molecular function: RNA polymerase I cis-regulatory region sequence-specific DNA binding. The coding region runs from base 424 to 1245 and encodes 273 amino acids. The record is from RefSeq and is a predicted model, not a curated record. The transcript is spliced from 4 exons. Gene Ontology annotation, biological process: transcription initiation at RNA polymerase I promoter; nucleolar large rRNA transcription by RNA polymerase I.
UGCUUUUUUGUCCGGUAUUCUGAGCUUCCAUCCCGAUUCCCAAGCUGUUGCUGCUUGCGAGCAUUUUCACCUCAACUCGGCCCACACGCAUCCUGUCUUUCAAGUCUAAAUUUGGACGGCAAAGAACGGCCAUUCUGUUGUCGCGUUGAACGAAGUGCAGUUGUCGCGCCCGCAAAUUUCCUGCCUUGUUCAACCAGUCCGCAGUCGGCCAUCUGUUUACCCCAGCUGUUUACUCGCAACGCUCCGGAUAUCAUUCUUACCUGAACCUCUCGUCAGGGCGGAGGCUAUUCCACACGCUGAAGCUACCGGCCCUUACAUCAUCUGCCAGGCCAGCUUUUAGCACACCACAAGGUUCCCUUGGACACCAUAUCCUAUCAUUCCCAAUCUCUCCUGUCAGUGGGUGUAUCGUGCUACACCAGCAACAUGUCCGCGCAAUUUACCCCCGAGGAGGAGGCGACCUACGCCUGCGUCAUCGAUGAGAUCCUUGAAACCGCCGACCUCGACACAAUUUCUCGCAAGGCCAUUCGGCAGAAAAUGGAAGCGGCCAUAAACAAGGAUCUAAGUGACCAAAAGCACGCCAUCAAAGGCUUGAUAGAAGCCCGAUUCGACGCCUUUUCAGCACGCAAGGCCGCCCAAGAGCCAACACCCGAAGAGGCAACACCCGAGGCAACUCCCCAGGCGACUCCCGAGGCGACUCCCGAGGCCGACGAAGACGAUGCUGCUACCGAUGCCGAAAUAAAAGUCCGGCCUAAGAAGCAACAAAAGCGCGAGAGCUCAGAGGACGCCGACGCCCGUCUGGCCGCCGAACUCCAAGCGCAGGAGAACAAGCUGUCUCGCGGACCCCGAACACGAGGUGGCGGCGCAGCAAAGGUGACCAAGAAGGCCAAACCCAAGGCCAAGACACCAAAGAAGAAGAGCGCGACACGUGUCAAGUCCGACGACGAUAGUGAUAUGGAGCCCGAAGCGGUGGAAGGAACCAAGAAGCGCAAGGCGGGUGGCGGCUUCCAGAAGCCUUUCAACCUAAGUUACCCUCUCCAGGAGGUUUGCGGAGAAGCUCAGCUCUCACGCCCGCAAGUCGUCAAGAAGCUCUGGGAACAUAUCAAGGCGAACGAGCUACAGGAUCCCAGCGACAAGAGACAAAUCAUUUGCGACGAAAAACUGCAGGCCGUCUUCAAGCAGAAUUCGAUCAACAUGUUCCAAAUGAACAAGCUGCUCGGCAACCAGCUUUAUCCGAUCGAAGAGUAACAUGUCUGAUCUGAGAUGGACGGUUUCCCGUUUGGUAUUGGGUCAUUGGGGGCUAGGUAGCAGGCUGGGCGUGCAUGGCGUCAUUGGAAAAUAUCUGGGGCUUCGGAACUACUAGUAUACCACAGUACGUCUCGUUUUCAUGGUUUGAGGGUUGAAAGGAGGUAUG